Molecule: messenger RNA, 3213 nt
Organism: Eublepharis macularius
Lineage: Eukaryota; Metazoa; Chordata; Lepidosauria; Squamata; Eublepharidae
Gene: FGG
Product: fibrinogen gamma chain
Exons: 9
Coding region: 151-1458 (435 amino acids)
Biological process (GO): blood coagulation; protein polymerization; platelet activation
Cellular component (GO): fibrinogen complex
Molecular function (GO): signaling receptor binding
Source: RefSeq, a predicted model, not a curated record
CCUAUUUACAACACUGUAGCCACCCUCUUUGUUCCAGCUGAUACCUUAAGCUGUUGCUGUGCUCUUCAGAGAGCAAGAUCGGAUCUCAGAAGUCCUGAAAGCUGCAUUGAUUAAGCACUGCUUCUUCAGUGUUGGGACCUAGUAUACAUAAUGAAACUGAAGUUCGGCAAAUGGGUGUCUCUUCUAGCUUUCCUAUUUUCAACUUGCACUGCAUAUGUCGCUACCAGGGAUAACUGCUGCAUCUUAGAUGAACGAUUUGGUAAUUAUUGCCCCACCACAUGUGGCAUUGCAAAUUUCUUAAAUACUUAUCAGCCUGAGACAGAUCGAGAUCUCCAAGUACUUGAAAAUAUCCUGCAGCAGAUCUCUAAUGCCUCAGCUUUAACAGAGGAAUUGUUCCGUCAGAUCCGAACUGUGCACGUCCCAGACCAAUCAACUCAGCCAAAUGUGGUUACAACAUAUGCUCAAAAAUCCAGAGACAUUAUUGAUGAAAUCAUCAGAUAUGAAAACACUAUUGUGGCCCAUGAAAAUACAAUACAAUUUUUGACAGAAAUUCUGAUAUCAAACCAUGACAAAAUUGCAGCAUUAAAAAAGAAGACCGCUCAGCUUGAGGCACAAUGUCAACAGCCAUGUCAAGACACUGUCCAAAUACAGGAAUUAACAGGAAGAGAUUGCCAAGAUAUUGCAAAUAAAGGUGCCAGACAAAGUGGUCUCUACUUCAUCAAACCUCAAAAAACCAAGGAGCAGUUCCUGGUCUACUGUGAAAUUGAUUCAUCAGGCAAUGGAUGGACAAUUAUUCAAAGGAGGCUUGAUGGGAGUGAAGAUUUUAGGAAAAACUGGAUUCAGUACAAGGAAGGAUUUGGACACCUGUCACCAAAUGAUCAGACAGAAUUCUGGCUGGGAAAUGAAAAGAUACAUUUAAUAACCACUCAGUCUACUGUUCCAUAUGCCUUAAGAAUAGAGCUGGAGGAUUGGAGCGGCCAAACAAGCUAUGCAGAUUAUGCUCACUUCAAAUUGGGAACUGAAGCAGAUAAGUAUCGCCUGAUGUACUCCGUCUUUGUUGGAGGUGAUGCUGGAGAUGCUUUUGAUGGUUUUGAUUUUGGAGAUGAUCCAAGUGACAAAUUCUUUACGUCCCACAAUGGCAUGCAGUUCAGUACAUAUGACAGUGACAAUGACAAAUUUGAUGGCAACUGUGCUGACCAAGAUGGAUCUGGAUGGUGGAUGAACAAAUGCCAUGCUGGUCACCUCAACGGCAAAUAUUACAAAGGUGGUGAUUACACUGUGAAAGAUGCUGGUCCAGCUGGGUAUGAUAAUGGCAUUAUCUGGGUAACCUGGCAUUCUCGGUGGUAUUCCAUGAAGAAAGCGUCAAUGAAACUUAUUCCAUUCAGCAGACUUGCAGCACUCGAAGGAGGACAGGCUGGAGGCAUAAAACAAGGACUAGGAAACCGAGGAGACAUUUAAAAAGAUAACAAAAACAACUCCAAAUUUUGUUAAUGACAACUUCAUACCUGAACAAAGGUUGAGCAUAGGCCACACUGCUGUCUUACGGAAAAUGUUCUCUGAGCUAUUGUAACUUAAUAUAGUUCUAUCUCAUUUAACUAAAAAUACACAAAUGCAGUUUCAUUAUUGCAAAAGAACCAGCUUUCUUUAGAUAUUUUAAAUAGCUUAUGUUCAAAGUCAAAUGGUCACUAGUUAAAUGGUUUUUAAAAAUGAUUAAACUAAUUCAUGAUCCAAAGCUCAAUCAAUGGCUAUUACUCAUAUUAGCUGAAUCUUUAGCUUUCAUGUUCAUGUUGUGCUUAUGGGUUUCUCUGACUCCUGGGGUUGGAUCCAGACAGCUUUUUCACUCAUUCUUGCUCAGUUCCCUUUCUUACUACACUUACUACACGUGGCUUUUGUCCAUGUACGUCCAUGAUCCUCAUAGUCAAAAACACCUGCCUGUUUUCACCUGUGGAAAGGCUGGUUGGAGCCAACCCCUGUUCUAGAUGGAACUUUGGUCCAACCAGGCUCUUCUUCUUAGGUCCACAAGUUCCUAUUAGAAACAUGUAAUUCAAUAUUUUAUCGGAAGGAAAAAUCAUAGUUAUUUCUUUGCAAUUGGAGAUGUUUAAAAGAAUUUUUCUUGACAAAGAUUUAACUUAGUUCACAAACCCUUAUGAAAUGAGAUACUGAACUCACGUACAUUUCACUUUGACUUUGAUGGUAAUGCAGGAUCUGAUACUAAAAUCAAAAUGUUAGCUGUCCUUAAUAUUCUUCACAAAUGUUAUCCCAUUUGUGAAGAAUAUUAAGGUCAGCUAACAUUUUGAUGGACAUUCACUGCCCGCAUUCUCUAUGUACUGCAUAAGCACACAAUAUUGUCAGGACUUUUUUUUGUGAUGAUACUCACCAGUACUAAGUACUGGCACUUUGAGAGAGGGGUUCUCCCAAGUCUUGGGGGGUGGGAGUGGGGGGGAGAGAAUUGAUAGAAAUGUGCAACCUUCUGUAUGAGUAUUGGCACCUUUUGUUUUACAAAAAAAAACCUCCACUGAGUAUUGUACAGUUUUGUAUUGGGUUAUGAGGGGGGGAAAAUAAAGGGCUCUCAAAUGCAGUCCUCUCAAGCAUGAAUCUUGAAGUUAUCCAGAUUGUGUUUGCAGGUUACAUUAUAGAAUAGUUUUAGGUGGUUAACCAUGUUGGUCUGCAUAGAACAGCAGGAUUUGAGUCCAGUGGCACCUUAGAGAGCAACAAUAUAUUCAGGGUAUGAACUUUCGAGAGUCAGAGCUUCCUUCUUCAGAUAUUUGAAGAAGGGAGCUGUGACUCUCGAAAGCUCAUACCCUGAAAAUCUUCUCCUGCAGUAGAGAAUAGCUUCUUUUUUAUAGGCUAAAACUGCUGGGGAUUCGAAUAGCUGUUUGUGGUGGUUGUUCAGUAUGUCUCCUCAAUGUCUGUUUCAAUAAAAAUGAACAAAUAAAAUAUAUCAAAAUACCUUCCAUGCAUAGAAUUUUGCUGAAGUUCAAAAUUAUCUUCAAACUCUCAGUUUAAAAAUGUUUACUUGUAGUCCAUGUUUAUCCAUCAUAUCGUUCAAUAAGAAAAAAAUACCCAAAAUGUACAAUGUCAUCACAUAUAUUUGACAGCUGUCAAAUGUUCCUUUAUUUAAAGCUGCCUAUGUUUUAUUGGAGAUGGUCAACUGCAUUUUUUUAAAGGCAAAUUGUUUUUUGAAUAAAACUCAACAUUUGGUAACAUGAUAAA